Mucor mucedo is the source of this 2033-nucleotide messenger RNA. RefSeq lists its product as uncharacterized. The coding region runs from base 154 to 1965 and encodes 603 amino acids. Gene Ontology annotation, molecular function: protein binding. The transcript has a single exon. The record is from RefSeq and is a predicted model, not a curated record. Lineage: Eukaryota; Fungi; Mucoromycota; Mucoromycetes; Mucorales; Mucoraceae.
CCGUCUACCAUUUAGUAGAAAAUAAACUUAUCGGAGGUUGGCAAUGAAAGCCAAUCAUCUACAGACGAGAAUUUUUUAAUGACAUUAAGUUGGGAGGGGAGGGAGGGGCCUUUCUUUUUCACUAUCAAAUAUCAAAUUUCUCAUUUUUUUUCUAUGAAUAAGCUUCCAAAAGAGACCCUAAUACUACUUUUUUCACAACUCGAUGUAGAAGAUAGGCUCGAGUGCAUUCUUGUUUGUAGAAAUUGGUAUACCGUCAUCACCGAGAACAUCCUUUACAAGAAACUCAACUUUAGCAAUAUUGACAGAUUUAACAAGGCUAUUGAUUUGUUUGACGAAAAGCGAUCUUUCGGGUGUUUUGUUAAUGAUUUGACAAUCAAAGGCUGUGAAAUUGAUAUAUUUUCUAUUUUAUCAAUGCCGAAGCUAUUUCCAAAUGUAAAAAAUUUGUCUUGGGAGGAAAACAUACGCUCUGAAAAAGAACUCAUAGCAACAGAUAUUUCAAUCAAGGAUUUUCCACCACCACAUGUGUAUCAUCGAGAAUUUAAAAAAUGGAACCACUUCAAAAGAAUUGUUAUUGGUCUAGAAAGGUUCCCGCUUAUGUCAAUGCUACUUGAAUCGACAUUACUACCUAAUUUAACUUAUCUCUGUAUCGACUUCGAACAAUUGCACAUUGGCGAGAAUUUAUUUAAAGCAACAGUACUGAAGGUUCAUCCGAUUGUCAAGACAAUAAUCAAAAAUUUAAAAAGUGCUCCUUCACUUAAUUUUUUGGAACUUUAUAAUGCUGUGUUAGAUUUGGACGACAUGGAAGAGCUACAUACAUGUUUACCUAUGUUGAAAGCAAUUAAGACGUAUUGUACAUCCAUUUACAGUGAAUCUAUGAAAACGAUGUCAAUCGGCGAGGACGGAAAGUCAAUUCUGGACAGCGAUGGUGUAGUGAUUGCACAAGAGACAGCAAGUACCGUCGAGAAAGUUUCUUUCGAUUUUUAUGCUUCAUAUUCACCAGCAAUUCAUGACAUACAUAAUGGAUUGAAAGAUACAAUGAUAAAAUGGCUGCUUUACAUUGGCUGCAAAUAUAACUCGGCUGAAAUAAUAUUUAAGCAGCGAUACAUAUUCUUGCCUGUGGUCCCUGAAUUUGAAAACCCAAUACUCACCAUCAUCAGCAAAAUGUCAAAUAUCAAGGAAUAUGACUGCUCGCUUUACCCAAUCACAAAGUCAAUCAUGGACGCAAUGGACGCAAAGGAUGAAACAAAAGGAAGACUAGAAUAUUUGCUUCUUUGUACACAUGUGAUAGAAUCGAUUAAAACACAGUUGCAACACGUAGGUGUAUCAAAACAAGCAGAAACUAUAAGUCGCCUGAGCUUGAUGUCAUAUAGUAUGCUGUUGAAAAAUGGUCCGACACUGAAGUCCAUCUUGUCUGGUUUGUCACAAAAUUUUCAGUCUUUAAUCAAUUUGGAGUUAAUAUGUACUAUACAUCCUUGUGCACUGGUUGAAUUGUUUCAAGCUUUACCUGCACUUCGAAUUUUGACUUUGGAUCAUGUUAAUUUUGAUGAAAAUGAAAACGUACCCGUGAUGCCUAUACCAAAGUGUCAAGUCCAGUCUUUAAGUGUCACCAUUCACUGUAAAACCAACUCCACCAUGCUUCAGCUUAACCAAGUUAUGGAGUUCAUAUUACAAUCAUGCACUCUUCUAGCUGAUUUUACGUUAAAUGGGGAUAUACUGUCGUCAAAUAUUGGAAUGCUGAGGCUAUAUUUCUUACAACAUGAAAAACUAAAGAAUAUCACUAUCGAUGUUACAGGCGUUCAAUACUAUAAUUUUCCUUGGAAGGAUGGAAAGCAAGGAAUACAGUGGACUGACUACAAUAAUCAAGUCGAAACAAAUGAUAUUACUGGAAAAAAGUUGCAUAUUGAUAUUGCAUGGAGCUCUAAAAAUGUUGUACUUGACUUGGAAAAAGCCCCCGUAGAAGAAUAGAGAAUUAGUUUAUUGUGUCUAAAUAUUUAAUAAAUUUUUGUUAUGCCAUCUGUGAUACGCAACGAAAC